AUGGAGGAGUUGAAGCAAAAGAUUGUUGCGCUGGAAGAGGAGUUGUCCAAAACCCAUGAAGAAUACAUAACGCGUAUUAGCCGAUUGGAGGAAGAAGUGUUGACAUUGCGUCAGACCGGUGGCUUAGAGCGCUUCACACUGCAGCAAAGCGAGCUGCAAACUGAACAGCUUCUACAAAGAUUACGUGCUGCGGAGGCGCGUUGUGACGAUAUCAACCUUCAACUAUCUAUAGAGAAGGGCAAGGUAUUCGAGCUAGAGACGCGGCUGCGAGCUGCAGACAUUUCCACGCAAAUCGCCAAGACUAUCGAGCAACAUCUCAAAAAUACUAACUCCGAAAGGCACAUUUCCACUAAUUUAGUGGAGCAAGAGGAUACGAAAAUUUCGCAAAAGCGGCCCAAGAGCUGUGACGACUCGGGAUACGUGGACGCAAUCAUGCCUGAUGAUAGAAAGAGCCCUGACAAAGACACCAAUAAUGAAUUGAGGGAGAAAAUAUUAGACCUUCAAUCACAAAUAAACGCUAUUAAACUUCAAGCAGCGACUGAAAAAGAUGCUGAGAAAAAGAUACCGAAUUUUGAGCGUUACGACCUUGUAAUAGAUGAGGAUGAAGUUUCAUUACUUAAAAGUGUUAACGAUUCGAGUAAUAUGAUGAAGGAUUUCCCAUUAGCUCGGAUCGAUAAUUUAAAUGCUGAAAACAUUGAAAUCAAAAACUCAGGAGUAAAUAUUCAACAAGAUAGAGGACAGGACAGUUUCAACAACAGAGUACCAACGUCCGAUACGUUGCAGAAGCCCAGCGAAAGCUUACCUGCGAGUGGUAAAGGGAUUUCGGAGACUUCGGAGCAAUAUACAGCAAUAACUCAUAAAAAUAAUGAAAAAAUAGAAAAUAGUGUUUCCUACGAAAAGUUCAUCCCCGACAAAAUGAAGGAAGGCAAUGUGGAAACGGACGAGCAACAAAACACAUUGCACACUAUGACCGGGUAUUCUGCUGCAAAUUUUGUAGAUGUUGAAUCCGCUCCGAAUGAUAAUUUGAGUUUUAAGAAAUCUAAUAAGAAUGAUGAAACAAAACAAAGUGAUCAAAUUACCAAAGACGUCACUACAGAAAAUCUAAACUAUAAACCUGAAAGUCCUGAAAUAGCUGAAAAGAAAACUGGAAAUGUAAAAGACCUUCAUUCUGAUACAAAAGACAAUAGAGACAAAGAAAAAUCGAAACAGAAGUUUAAAAGGGAGUCUGAUGUUUUAAAUAGAAAAAAAUUUGGACUUGACAUACCUAAGUCAGGUUUUAAUGUUUAUAGUAAAGAAGCCAAUUCUGCUAUGAAAGAUAUUCCAAAUAAAAAUACAAAUUUUGAUUAUAUUGAACCUAAAUUUCGCAAAGAAAGAACUUUGAGGAAUAGCAAAUUACAAAAGAGUUCUUCUGCGCUCGAAUUAACGGAUAACGUACAGCAUAAGAAUAAUGUUCAAGUUCCAAAAGGAGAUAGGAUUGGAACGGAAAAAAAUCUAAAGAACGGUAAAGGUAGAGUCACGCGUAAGAAAGAACCAGUGCGCAACGUUAAAAAGCAAAAUCACUCUAAAAAGAAGACAGAUUUAAAUACCAGGCAGUCUGUUAAGGCCAAAGCACAUGAAAUUGAACAGUUAGGUGUUGACAAGCAAGCGGACGAGUGUUCCUGCAGCAGCGCGCGCACGUACACAGUGCGCCAGGGUGCGGACGACACGGACGGCGAGAUCUCCGGCUUUACUGACCUGCCCGACGAGACGGAUGAAAGUCCGAGAGUUGUACUGUCUCCCGGCGAGCAGGUCGCGAGCGUAUACACGUGCACGGACUGCACGGAGACUUGCACGUCCGCCGCCGACUGCCUCACUCUCAGCGAGGGUGAACUGCCCUUCGCAGCUGAAGGUAGGGUGUUAUCGCCUGGAGAACGAAAGUGGAAAAGUAGUAGCGGUGAAGUAUCUGCGGAGGUGACGAGCCCGCAGAAGAUGCAGCAAACGCUGCAGAGCAUCGGCGCGGAGGUGCAGCGCUGCUCGCGUCUGCUGCAACACGUGCAGGCGGUGGUGUCCUCUCGCGGCAGAUCAUUGGCCGUAACGUGGCGUUUCUACAACUCAAAUUCUGCCAUGGCCCGUAUGUACCCUAGCCGAGUUGUGUGCUUCGAUUUCUCUACCGAGUACCAACUGCCAUUCACUGAGCAGUUCCUCGAUUAUAUGAGGAAUGAAGAAAUGUCCAUAGAAAUUUGUGAACUCAAUAAUCCAAGCGAAGUCUUCGCAAGCUGUGCACUACCACUACGGGAAGCGUUCAAGCACGCCAACCGUCAAGUGGACAUGUCGUUAGCACUGCCUCUAAAGUUUUAUUGCCGCAUCUGGGUUUUCCCCGUUAUAGACUGGAUUUGUCUCAAUCGUUAUGCUUGGCUGGCGAAUUGA
Parnassius apollo (apollo) is the source of this 2406-nucleotide messenger RNA. Lineage: Eukaryota; Metazoa; Arthropoda; Insecta; Lepidoptera; Papilionidae. The record is from the annotation of a GenBank genome assembly.